Messenger RNA from Pecten maximus, 2640 nucleotides. RefSeq names its product DNA damage-regulated autophagy modulator protein 1-like. The coding region runs from base 416 to 1243 and encodes 275 amino acids. The transcript has 9 exons. Lineage: Eukaryota; Metazoa; Mollusca; Bivalvia; Pectinida; Pectinidae. The record is from RefSeq and is a predicted model, not a curated record.
CGCUGUAGAACCAAAUAACAUCUCUGUACUACAACAUGCUAUCCUCACACGGGAUCUCAUCAUGACGUUGUAAUCACACAAACCCUUUGCAGAUGUCUUACAAACUGUUAACAGCAGAGAAUGUAUAUGUUGUCUACUGCUAAUCGUAUACGGGGUUUUAAUUAAACUUGCUAUAACAUAUAAUAGCUUGACAGUGUGACGGGCAGGCGACACACGCCGAGGACCGCCAAUCGAUCUACCGGGCCGUUCAACGCGUGGACUUCAAGCAUAUUGAGAUAUUGCAGGACAUUCGUGUGUAUUCUAAGAGUCUGUGUUUCUUGUCAUUGCAGGUUCGACAGCGUCUCUGCUUAUAAGGACAUUUCCAUGUUUCACGAGACCCUUGGACGUCAAAAUCAAGGAUAAACAAACCGACAUAAUGUGCUUAACGCUAUAUCAGUUACUUGGAAAAGUAUUGUGGAUUUUGCCAAUAUUCACGUUUUCAUGGAUAUUUUCAACAGUUCUUCUAACGUAUGGACUGGCUGUAGCACAGAACCACACCUAUGCUGUGUUCCCUUAUAUCAGUAAGACGGGAACACAAGUGCCCGAGAGGGGGAUUUUCACAUUGUUUAUAUCCAUUGGUGCCUUAUCCAUGGCAAUGAAUGCGGAGAUGCGGUUUAAAUAUGUUGAACUGAUGUACGAAAGAAUGUCCUUGACACCCCGAGAAAAGACACGACUGUCUACAAUGAAUAAGUCAGCUUUGUAUCUUAGUCUUGCAGCUGCCUUCGGACUCCUUAUAGUUGCCAGCUUCCAGGUAGAUACGAUGCCAAUUCCUCACUACUCGGGGGCGUUUCUCACCUUCCUGCUUGGCGGAAUAUGUUGCUGGUUACAUGCAAUUAUUACAUGGAAAAUGUACAAAGAAGAAAGGGACAAGGCGUUUUUUCUGACAUUCAUAUUUCAAAUCAUAGUCAGUCUGUUUGUCUCCGUAUUCUUUGUUAUGUUCAGCGUUUCCCUUGGCCACUAUCGACAUCAGCGGGACGCCGGGUAUGGAACAAAAGAGUUUGACCAUCCUGAGGGUGCUCUUCGUCCCAUCUUUUUAACGGCCGCAUUUUCAGAAUGGUUCCUUGCGUUGACGGUGGUGGCGUAUAUUCUGACUUUCGUUCCUGGGUUCAGAACAAUAGACUACGAUGGCGGUACCGUCAAAUGGAAAGCUCCAGUUAGCAGCAGCGUGAGUACUUGCACAAAAAUGAUGCGGUGCUGUUCGUGAGACGAUUGGAUAAUCUCCCUUGGCAUAGGCUCGACAAGUGUGUGUGAAAUGUAUGUGUUAUCUUUGAGAGUUUGUAUAUACUGAUAUAUAUUGAUUACGCAAGCAAUCAUUGGAUCCUUGUUAUUACUGUGUAUAUUCGCGUCAAUUCAAUAAUCUAAUUCAAGCAUUUCAAUUGGCUUAGAAAUUAUGUUAUCAGCUAAUAGAGUAAAAAGAUGACGUCGCCAUUGUAAUGUCUCUUUUGAUUGGCUAAUACAAUGGCGUAAUAAUUUCUUAGAAUCUUUAUUGAUAGUAUACCAAUAAAAAAGAUAUUUUUUAGCGUAUAACAAAGCAUACGGAUUAACUUGAAUAUAUUUCUAUGCUAUGGUGCUACAAUUUUUGUUUGAUGGCUCCAUGACAUAAAAACAUAUUCAUGUCAAACUCUAAGAUAUGAGACGCAGUACAGAAUAUAACAAAAUAUAAAUAUUGAAAACAUUCUAGUUCCUCACCUUACUCCAAAUACUCAACCAUGCUUCGUGUAAAAAAUGAUAACAUAUGUUUUUUGUAUUAUUUGACUGUGUUUUAACCUACUGUUGUAGCUAUUGGUUUUAUUGUUAAUCUAUGUCAAAUUAAAUGCACACUAUGAGUCUGUGUCCAACCUUGUGUAAUAAAGUUGUAACCACCGAUCUUAACGAGUCAAAUAAGACGAAAUAUUACCUUAUAAAAUAAUUAUACUAAAGCUUGGACCAUGAUAUAUAAUAUAUACAAUAUACAUCACAGAAUCCAUCAUCAUUUCUUAACUAUAGAUAUUCCAUUACUUCUGUUAUUAUUUCGUAUGGAAAGUUUAAAGCUAGGAUCGAUGACGUGAUCUAAGCCUUGUUAAUAUAUUAUCCUGUACUUUGUUUAUGUAAUACGGAUGAUAUGUUAUGUAUAUAUGUUUUAUGUAAGACAUGUUAUAUAUCAUAUAACUGUUUAUGCUAGACGAGUUAUACAUUAUACAUCUGUAUCACGAGUUCUAUAUAAUAUAUCUGUUUACGUAAGACAUAUUAUGCAUCAUAUAUCAGUGUCAUAUAAUACGGUUUAUAUACAAAAUAAAUAUUUUUUGUAAAACUUGUUAUAUAACAAAUAUUUGUUAUUUAUAGGACGUGUUAUAUACUAUAUAAAUGGUUUUUUAUUUGAUACGGAUUACAUACUAUAUAACUGUUUAUGUAAGACGUGUUAUAUACUUUAUAACUGUUUUAUGUAAGAAGGGUUAUAUACUAUAUAACUGUUUCAUUUAAAACGGGUAACAUACUAUAUAACUAUUUAAUGUAAGACGUGCUAUAUACUAUAUAACUGUUUUAUGUAAGACGGGUUAUAUAAUAUAUAACCGAGUUAUGUAAGACGUGUUACAUAUUAUAUACAUUGUAACUGCUUUAUGU